Messenger RNA from Coniosporium apollinis CBS 100218, 1839 nucleotides. RefSeq lists its product as uncharacterized. Bases 1 to 1839 code for a protein of 612 amino acids. The transcript has a single exon. The record is from RefSeq and is a predicted model, not a curated record. Lineage: Eukaryota; Fungi; Ascomycota; Dothideomycetes.
AUGGCUCGUCUGGAGACCCUUCUGCUUCUGGCCGCCGCGCUGGUUCACGCGCGUCCGGUCGCCCUUCCCUCCGGGCCGUAUAUGCGCCAGUGGAAUGCCACGGCAGCAUCUGUCUCCCUUCCUGCAGUUUCCUCUUCAUCCCUUUCCCUCCUCCCCACCACUUCCAUCCCGGAUCCCUCGGUCUCGACUAUCUCUCCUCCUGGCUCCAUCUCAACUACCUCUCUUCCCGGUUCUGUCUCAACCGUCCUCGCCGCCGUUCCCUUCUCGGCCGUUCCUCUCUCGGUCGUUCCUCUCUCGGCCGUUCCUCUCUCGGCCGUUGCCUCCCCCGCCGUAUCCUCCUCCGCCGUAUCCUCCUCCGAGGCUGCUUCAUCAGCCUCAGUUCCAUCCUCCAGCCCCGCUCCGCCUACGUCGUCGUCAUCCGCUGCCCCCGUCCCGCAUGCUCCUUCAACUCCAGGCGGCCCUUCCGAUGCCGAGAAGGCGGCCACGGGAGCCGUUCUUGGUCUUGCUGCUGCGGGCGCCCUUGGUGGUGGCCUCAUGAGCAUGCCGGCUUCGGAAGGCCUCAGUGUGGGAGCCGCAACGGCUGAUGGCCUCUCUUCGGGUGGGUCUGCGCUUAGUGUUGUGAGCCAGCCGGUUUCCGAAGGCGCGUCUUCAGCAGCUGGGACGGUCAUCCAGCAUGGAGCGGAAAGCCUUGCUGGUUCGGAGUCGACCACCGGCACCGUCAUUCACCAUGGGGUCGAGAGCCUAUCUGGCAGUGAAUCAUCAACCGGCACUAUCGCCCAGCAUGGAGCGGAGAGUCUGGCCGGUUCGGAGUCGAGCAGUGACACUGUCAUUCAGCACGGAGCGGAAAGUCUAGCUGGCUCGGAGUCGUCAGUCGGCUCUGUUGCUCAACAUGGAGUCGACAGCCUAUCAGGUUCUGAAUCGUCAAGCGGCACGGCCAUUCACCAUGCGGCGGAUAGCCUACCUGGCUCUGAAUCGUCCACCGGCUCAGUCGUUCACCAAGAGCCGGAGGCCCUAUCUGGCUCAGAACCAUCGCCGCCCAGCUCGGGCAGUGGCUCAUCAACGGGCUCUGUGGCCUACCAGGGCACCAGGCUGGACCCCAUCGCGGAGGUGUCGGAGGACGGGCUGUCGUCCGCGGGCUCGCCUGCGGAGUCCGUCGUCCAGACGCCCCAGUUGAACAGAUGGGGACUUGAGGACAUUCCGGAGGAGACCCCCAGUGAGCUCGCGGCAGACUCGCAAUCAGUCAAGUCAAACAGCCCUUCUGAUGUCACCGCUUCAGACACAAGCUACAAUUCAUACCACAGCAGUGAAAGCGGGGACAUUCAGGGUACCCAUCAGCCUGAGUUCUCUGGGGAGAGUUCGGGUUCGCAAGGAACAGAACUUGGCAGCUAUCACAGCUCUCAGUCGUCGGGCAUUCGCAUGAAGCCCAACCCCCAAUUCGAUACCAGUUCCCAAGGCAGCGGUUCCGGCGAGAGCGACGGCCUCUCCGACUCCGGCGAAUACCACUCCGAGUCCCCGUCCCCCACGACUCCAUCCACCCCCGCGGAGCCCGCAAACACCACGCCACCCCAGCAGUCGCAGCCAUCUGCAGCGCCCAAGGCCGCAUCACCCGCCGCACCGCCCGUUAAGGCCGCUGCUCCUGCUGCUCCUGCUGCUCCAGCUGCUCCUGCCAGCGGCCCAGCCAGCGGCCCAGCCAGUAUCCCGCCCGCAACAGAAAUGCAGGCUGGCAAGCCGCCAACGCCAGAAGAAGCCGCAGCUCUAGCGGCCGAGCAGGAGUAUCAGGCAGACUAUGCGCGGAACCAUCCAAACGGCGAGGUUGAUAGCUUUUGUCAGUUUUGCUGA